UAAUAUCGUCCCACCAAUUCAUUCACAGAUCUACACACAAAAAAUCCAAAUAUCAUCAUCUUCAAUUAUUCAUAUAUUCUCUAAUUUAUUCAUAUAUAAUUUAGUUUUGUAUAUCUAUCGAUUGAUUAGGUUAUGGAGAUGGAACGUGUUACGGAGUUUCCGAUGACUCAAUUUGAUCUUCGACCGAGAAAACGACACCGUUUGGGCUGGGAUGUUCUCCCUACUCCUCCGAAGGCUCAGGUAGGAUUGUUUUUUGGACAAGAGAUUGGAAAUGUUACAAGCUUUGCACCUUCUCGGGCACCUUCAGACCAUAUUAGUUCACCCCUUGUUAAGCGUCCCCGAAACGCUUCUCCACCGUGGCGACAAGAUGAUAAAGAUGGACAUUAUGUGUUUGCAAUUGGAGAUAAUUUAACUCCUCGAUAUAAGAUUCAUGGAAAAAUGGGAGAAGGUACAUUCGGCCAAGUUUUGGAAUGUUGGGACAAGGAAAGAAAGGAAAUGGUUGCCAUUAAAAUUGUUCGUGGCAUAAAGAAAUAUCGUGAGGCAGCAAUGAUAGAGAUUGAUGUGUUACAACAGCUUGGUAAACAUGACAAGGGCGGCAAUCGUUGUGUGCAAUUAAGGAACUGGUUUGACUAUCGUAACCAUAUCUGUAUUGUCUUUGAGAAGCUUGGACCAAGCUUAUAUGAUUUUCUUCGCAAAAACAAUUAUCGUUCAUUUCCAAUUGACCUAGUUCGGGAGAUUGGCAGACAACUCUUGGAAUGUAUUGCAUUUAUGCAUGAUUUGCGGCUGAUACAUACUGAUCUGAAGCCUGAAAACAUUCUUCUGGUGUCCCCCGAGUAUGUGAAAGUGCCUGAUUACAAGGGUUCAUCAAGAUCACCAAAGGAUAAUUCUUAUUCAAAAAGGGUUCCAAAAUCUAGUGCAAUUAAGGUGAUUGACUUUGGUAGUACUACAUAUGAUCGUCAAGAUCAAAGCUACAUCGUGUCUACCCGACAUUAUCGUGCUCCAGAAGUUAUUUUAGGUCUUGGAUGGAGCUAUCCAUGUGAUAUUUGGAGUGUUGGUUGCAUUCUGGUGGAGCUUUGCUCGGGUGAAGCCUUGUUCCAAACACAUGAAAAUUUGGAACAUCUUGCAAUGAUGGAGCGUGUCCUUGGCCAGUUGCCUAUGCAUAUGCUGAAGAAAGCAGAUCGACAUGCGGAAAAAUAUGUUAGAAAAGGUAGGUUGGACUGGCCUGAAGGUGCUGCCUCAAGAGAUAGUAUAAAGGCUGUUACCAAGUUACCUCGGCUGCAGAACCUGAUUAUGCAGCAUGUUGAUCAUUCCGCUGGUGAUCUAAUUCAUUUAUUGCAAGGACUUUUAAAGUAUGAUCCUUCGGAGAGGCUCACAGCCCGGGCAGCUCUAAGGCAUCCUUUCUUUACCAGGGAUCAUUUUAGACGAUUCUAGGUGAAUUUGUGGAAGUUCUAACAGCUUAACGUGGGUCAAGGGGAAAGAGAUGUGAUAAGCACCAAUGGUGGCGGGUGCUAUCGUUGUAUAUAGUUUUAUCAUUCAAAAUUGUGCUCAGAGAAAUUGCCCUGGCCUUCCAAUAAUAGGCGCUAUUAUCCACCACAUCUGUCCAUGACCCCGACAUAUGUACAAACCCUGGAGACUUUUAAUUUUGGAUAGCUGGUGUGUUGUUGUCAUCUUCUAUGAUAUUAAAUAGUUCAUUUGAAAGUCGUUUAGUUACA
Molecule: messenger RNA, 1712 nt
Organism: Erigeron canadensis
Lineage: Eukaryota; Viridiplantae; Streptophyta; Magnoliopsida; Asterales; Asteraceae
Product: serine/threonine-protein kinase AFC2
Exons: 12
Coding region: 133-1431 (432 amino acids)
Biological process (GO): protein phosphorylation
Cellular component (GO): nucleus
Molecular function (GO): protein kinase activity; ATP binding
Source: RefSeq, a predicted model, not a curated record